Molecule: messenger RNA, 2228 nt
Organism: Drosophila ficusphila
Lineage: Eukaryota; Metazoa; Arthropoda; Insecta; Diptera; Drosophilidae
Biological process (GO): transmembrane transport
Cellular component (GO): membrane
Molecular function (GO): transmembrane transporter activity
Source: RefSeq, a predicted model, not a curated record
AUUGAGAACCGUGUGUCGUCGCCGUCGGAUUUGAUUGGAUGUUGAGUUCGGUUUCGUGUUUCAAUCGCUUGAAUAAUAAUAUACGAAUUAAGCAUUAGCAGCCCGCAAAUCUGAUCGGAAGUUCCGGGCGCCAGGGGCUUUUCUCCCAACGCGGUUACGUGACAAGUGUUGAAAUGCGCCAUUGAAGAGCCGCCAAGUUCGCGAGCCUCCAAGCACCACAACCGGCUAGACAUUGAAUCGGGUUCGAGAAUUUGUCAACAGCCGAAUAAGUCAUGGUUGAGAAGGCCUCGAAUGCGUUUACGCUGGAAAAGCUCCGCAAUCUGCAAUGGCAGAAGGUGUUUCAUAUGUUCUACAUAGAACCGGUUGUCUUCAUGCUGCUGUUCUCGCACACGUUAUCGGGCACCAUCCAGCGGAACCAGGUCAUCUACCAGACCUGUACGGUGAUCUUCCACUACAAUGAGUCUGAUUGCAAGCAGCUGGACGCGAAGAAUGCCAGUGCCGAGAUAAACGCCAUUGAAACGGAGCUCCAACCCUAUGUGGCCAACCUGUUCCUCACCCGCACUCUCCUGGAAAGUAUUGUUCCUGCCUUCUGUGGGCUGUUCAUCGGCUCCUGGUCGGAUCAUUAUGGGCGGAAACCCCUUCUCAUUGUUUCCAUGAUCGGAUUCUCCGCGUCUUUCCUGAUGAUGGCCGCCAUUUGUGAACUGUCGAGCUACUAUGUGAUCAAUCCCUGGUGGUACAUCAUGGCAGCUGUUCCCCAUUCCCUGCUAGGCGGGAACUGCGUCUUCUCGGUGGCCGCCUUCUGUUUCAUCUCCGACAUCACAGAUUGCAAGUCCCGACCUUACCGUAUGAUCUUCAUGGAGUCACUUUUCUUCAUCGGCCUGACUAGUGGAUCCCUGCUCUCCAGCUUUGUUUACGCGGCAGUGGGAUCGGCAGCGACUAUUGGGCUUUCCGGCUGCAUUGUGACCUUUGCCACAAUCUUCGUCAUAUUCUUUGUGCCCGAAAGUCUGCACUAUCGUCAGGCGCAGGAAACCAAGAACGCGAUCGCAGCAAACGGGGAAAAGGAUUGCAAAGGAAAGGAUGUGCCUGUAAGCGCCUGUGAUAUGCAACUUGAUCGAGUGGCCAUCGACUGCCCACCCACCUUCAUGGACAGCGAAGAGCCGGAGAAGGAGAAGAAGAUGGAGUUGCCUACUCCGGCGACUCCUGCGAUGAGUUUCGACGAGGAUCUGCUGGCCAAGUACGUGGAGCGCUUACCCCAAAAGGCGGAGGAACGCCAGCGGAAGCAGGCGGAGGAGCUGGUUAAGAAGGCGGGUCUGUUCAGCAUGGUCCACAUCAAAGACAUGAUUAGCACCUGCUUCAAGCCGCGUGACCAUCAUGCACGCGCCAUCAUCUGGCUGGUCACCCUUGCCAUGUUCCUGUCCAUCUUCGUCUUCGAUGGCGUGAUGACUGUGAUGUACCUAUUUGUCCGCGAGAAAUUCCACUGGACAGUGCGGGACUACACGUUCUUUGAAACUGUCAGCCACCUGGUUCCCAUGAUUGGUGCUCUCAUUGGAUUCCUUAUCCUGCGAAAGGUCUUUCGUCUUUCGGUUGUGACCUUAGCCCUGCUCGCCUUCUUUUCGGAGAUCGUGAACAAUCUGGCCAAGGGCUUUGCCACGAUGCCAUGGCACAUGUACCUCUCGGUGGCCCUGGGUGUUUUUCGGUCCAUUUCAGGGCCGAUGUGCCGCACAAUAGUGUCCAACAUUGUACCUCCCUCUGAUUUGGGCAAGAUUUUCUCCAUAAAGAAUGUGCUGCAGUCGUUCGCACCGUUUGUGGCGGCUCCCCUUUACACCCUCAUAUACAAGCGAUCGCUUACCACAUACCCAGGUCUGUUCAACUUCGUCAGUUCGUUCCUGUACCUGCUCUCGUUCGUGUUUAUCGGAUACGUUUUACGGAUCAAAUACCGACACAAGCAGCACUACGCCAAGGUUCUGAAGUGAGCGAGUCAGCGAAUCUGUGGUCAAAUUAACGUGUGAUCAUCCCAAUCGAGCAAUAAACAUUUACAAGUGGAGCGAAUUUAAAGAUGCAAAUCCGGAAAUCAUCGCGUAACUGCGAGGGAUAAUCAGGCAUUGGUUAAACGAAUGGAUCUUCUUUGACUUGUUUUUUUUGUUUUAAGACUUAGUAUUAUGAGAGCUUUAAGAUAAAAUUAAGAGUUCCUCUAUCGCCUAGACAAUUACAUUGUUACUUACGCCGAA